CUUCCCCCGUGGUGCUGCUGAGGAUGCUUCCUGAAACUUGCGGGUCCUAGGCCCUCCCUCUUUGUAACUCCACCCUGAAGAUCACUUUCCUCCAGCAUCUACCUAAGGGACUUUCCUGCUACAACAUCCUAAAGGAAACCCAAGUUCAAGAGGUGGGGCCCCAACCAUUUUGAAAGCGGAUCUUCUGGCCUUACUGAAGCCUUCAGAUGAUGGCAGGCUCAGCUGACAUCUGUCUGCAACCCUAUGAGCCAGAACUGCAUGGUCAAGCCCCGCCCCCCCCACGAAAAAUAAUAAAUGAUUAUUUCUUCUUAAACCACUCAGUUUGGGGGGUGAUUUUUACACAGCCUUAACUAACUAGUACACUCUAUCAAGUCUGCUUUUCUCUAGGUCUACCCAGUCCUUGUAAAUGGAAAUAACAUUCACACAGUUGUAAUAAUGUAAAUGAAUUGUUUUUCUGGCAGAUUCUUGGGCUCUGCCUCAGGCCUUUGGAAUCAGAAUCUCUGAGGUUGGCACCCAGAAAUCUAGGGCACUUUUAAACUGAGUUUUUGGGUGCUCCUCAAUAUUUGAGAAACUUAGUUAUGGAAAAGGGGGCAGACAGAGAGACACUGCAAAUUAUUUUUAUGCUUUUUCAAUGGUGGUAGGGCUGUGGACUUUGUGUGUGUGUGUUUCAGGAUUUUCCAAAUAAAACAAUAGGAAUCCGGGGUCCUGACACUUUGGCAGUCCCACUUAAUAUGGGGCAGAAGACGUCUAGUCUGACCCUCUCUUCCUUCCCCCAGACCUUUCACAAACGCCCCGCCCAUACAUUUGUUUGCCCCAGAAAACUCUUGUGGUUAAUGAGUCACAGAAAAAAGGAAGUGCAAGUUAUAAGUAAAAGCGACAAUAGCUAAAGAAUGGGUAAGGGAGGGGCGCACGAGACUCUCCACCAACACCGAAGUCGGUAGGCACGCCAAUACUUCCGGCGACCCUACUAAAAUAUUUGGCACAUUCCUCCCAAGAUACCACCCAUCACUCCCACAUCACCCACCAAGAAACUUCGUGUCUUAGUCACCUCGCAAACCUGGAAGUGGGCAGUGAACAGGGCGCAGUCUCCGGGAAGCAAACGGAGCCGCAGGACGCCUGGGUCCACACGGGUACCCAGAGAUGUCUCCGCCACCACUGCUGCUACUGCUACCGUUGCUGACCAUGGAGCCCACUGGAGCCACGUUGAUCCGGAUCCCACUUCGCAGAGUCUACACUGGACUCAGGGCCCUGAACCCACUGAGGGGAUGGGAUAAGCCAGCAGAGCCCCCCAGGUUGGGGGCUCCAUCCCCUGGGGACAAGGACUUCUUUGUGCCUCUCUCCAACUACAUGAACGCCCAGUAUUACGGGGAAAUUGGGCUGGGAACGCCCCCACAAAACUUCUCUGUCGUCUUUGACACUGGUUCCUCCAAUCUCUGGGUCCCGUCCGUGAGAUGCCACUUCUUCAGUCUGCCCUGCUGGCUCCACCACCGCUUCAACCCCAAAGCCUCCAGCUCCUUCCGGCCCAAUGGGACCAAGUUUGCCAUUCAAUACGGAACCGGCCGCCUAGACGGCAUCCUGAGUGAGGACAAGCUGACUAUUGGGGGAAUCACAGGUGCAUCGGUGAUUUUUGGGGAGGCUCUGUGGGAGCCCAGCCUGGCCUUCACAUUUGCCCACUUCGAUGGGGUAUUGGGCCUCGGUUUUCCCGUUCUGGCUGUGGGAGGAGUUCGGCCCCCGCUGGAUAGACUGGUGGACCAGGGGCUUCUGGAUAAGCCUGUCUUCUCCUUAUACCUCAACAGGGACCCUGAGGCAGCGGAUGGCGGAGAGCUGGUCCUGGGUGGCUCGGACCCAGCACACUACAUUCCACCCCUCACCUUCGUGUCAGUCACGAUCCCUGCCUACUGGCAGAUCCACAUGGAGAGUGUGGAGGUUGGCACAGGGCUGACUCUUUGCGCCUGGGGCUGUGCUGCCAUUCUGGACACAGGCACGUCUCUCAUCACGGGACCCACUGAGGAGAUCCGGGCCCUGCAGGCAGCCACUGGGGGAGUCCCCCUGCUAAUGGGGGAGUACCUCAUCCAGUGCUCGAAAAUCCCAACGCUCCCCCCAGUCUCCUUCCUCCUUGGCGGGGUCUGGUUUAACCUCACGGCCCAGGACUACGUCAUCCAGAUUGCUCGGGGUGGCGUCCGUCUCUGCUUGUCUGGCUUCCAGGCUCUGGACGUACCUCCGCCCGCAGGGCCCCUCUGGAUCCUCGGCGAUGUCUUCUUGGGCAGCUACGUGGCCGUCUUCGACCGUGGCGACAGGAAAAGCGGGGCGCGAGUGGGGCUUGCGCGCGCUCGAGCUCGUGGAUCAGGACAGUGAAGGGAUGAGCUUGCGCAGGCGCACUUCUCCGGUUGA
Molecule: messenger RNA, 2391 nt
Organism: Physeter macrocephalus (sperm whale)
Lineage: Eukaryota; Metazoa; Chordata; Mammalia; Artiodactyla; Physeteridae
Gene: NAPSA
Product: napsin A aspartic peptidase
Exons: 9
Biological process (GO): proteolysis
Cellular component (GO): lysosome
Molecular function (GO): aspartic-type endopeptidase activity
Source: RefSeq, a predicted model, not a curated record